Molecule: messenger RNA, 20015 nt
Organism: Marchantia polymorpha subsp. ruderalis
Lineage: Eukaryota; Viridiplantae; Streptophyta; Marchantiopsida; Marchantiales; Marchantiaceae
Source: the annotation of a GenBank genome assembly
UACAAAAACUACGAGAAACGAGCUAGUAGAAAGCACUUCCGCGAUAUCAUUAUCAGGAUCUGGCGUUUGAUAUGGCUCUCACGAUACAAUUUACGCUUCUCUUGUAGCCGGGGCGAUCAUACCGCAGUCGGUUGCCCGGAAGUAACUGCCGGUAACCUGUGCGCAGCAGGAGAUUCCUGGGGAAAGAAUUGAUCGCAUACUCCAGCAGAAUAGGGCAUUUUCUUCGAAGUGCCUGUGCAAAGCGAGGAGUGGAGCACUUUUGAAGCUUGCAAGCACGGCAUCUUCCGAGAAUCAAGCGUAGAACUUACCCUCGUCGAGAAAACGGAUGAGCUAAAAACACGCUUGAUCGAAAAUGGGAGGCCGUGUUAGGAAAGUGAGACUGACGAGGCUUGGCACAACCAGCUGAGAAUUCCUACACGAUAGUGAAUCAGACUAUCAUGGCUGACAAGGCCGAAAAUGCAAUCACUGCAGCGUCUCUCACUCAGGUCCAGAUUAAGACCAUCACACAAAGUAGGCCGCUUGCCGAAAUAAUUCAAGACUUGAGCAAGCGACUGCCAGAACACCUGCUCUGUAGUGUUCCACAUAAAUGGUUCGAGGCUCAAAAACAGGCCCGUGAGAAAGAGGCAAAGGAAUGUCGAAAGAGGCACUAUCCUCUUGAUCUGCUCCCGUACGAUGUACCUCACAAAUACAUUCCCUGGUACAAUGCUGUCCGGGUUCUCAACCACUAUGCCCCAGGCUGGAUCGGUGAGAUUCGCAACAUUGCUGUACCUGGAAAGAGUGCAAACACGUUUGUCACUGUUGUAUACCGUAUCACUCUGAAGGGGGCUGAUGGAGAGGUCUGCCGCGAAGCAUCUGCGACUUCAACUAUGGAUUACAGUGACCAUUCCGUAUAUUUCUCGCCAGUGCAAAACGCAGAGCGCGAAGCUUUUUGCAAGGCCUGUCUGCUAUUUGGGCUUGGAUUGUAUUUGUAUCAUUCACCUGAUGCCCCACCUCACGGCUCCAAUUCAGAUGAGUACCUACAGGUGCCUCCCUAGGUGUUCAAGUCCAAGUUUUUCAAGGACCACCUUAGCUCACACUUUGAUUCUUGAGGAUGUUGUAGUUGUAUUUUAAUUUUGGAGGUGACCUCCCAAGAGGUGCAGAUCUAAGUGCCGUAUAUUUAGUAAAGUCCUGAAGAAGAUCAGAUAAACUGUUGACUUCGAUCGCAGCUGAAUGAAUUUGCGAAGUUGAACUCUUGAAAGUUGCCCGAUUUGAAAGUUGACAGAUUUUCCAGCUGUAAAUGGAGACUUAUUUUACAGUUCGAGCCUCUUGUUUGAGCUUAUCUAUCCCGGUUUGCAUCUAAUAGACGUUCCUCUCGAGGUUCUAGGUCGUCUCAACUGGUCUUGUGUUGCUGUAUGAACAGAAUGGGUAUACCGAAACAACCGGCAGUCGGCUUAGAUCGAGCUACCGACUUAGAGAAGAUUGUAACCUUCCUGGGCUUUUGUAAUCUAUUUCACAGAAAUUUGCGUUACAUUGUGGAUCCCCUAAAAUGGUGCAAUGUCUUCAAUAGGCAUGGCCAGAGUUAACUGCCUCCUGUCUGUCGGAUCAGUAACGAGAACUGUCUAAAACUGCAAGCAUCUCCCAAAGCGGAAUCAUGCCCUUGAAGUUCUCUGAGCGCGUGAAUGUUCUGUAUUUGAAGUUUGUAAAACGAGUUCGUUAUGAUCAAAAGAACCUGAAUUCAGUUGAUGAGAUAGCCCGGUGAGGCCUCGUAGUUCCAGAUAGAGCCAAGAAAGAUGUUUGAAGACGUUUUUUUAGACUUAGUGAAAUGGAAAAGUUUUUGGAUCAGGCAGAUGCAGACGAAGCUGGUCUUUCGAAAAUAUUGGGAGCGAUGAUGAAGUGAGUACAGAAGAUUUCGAUGAAACUGACAGUGUAGAAUCUGGCUCAAGUGAAAAUUCUUUCAGUGCAAAAACUGGCGGUAGGGCUCGAAAGUUAGUGUCAGGAUCGAUAGAGGAGAGGUAUAAUGGAAGGGAAAGUGACUUGAGUCCAGAAAGACCUAACUUGAGAAGAGCAAAAAGGCGCAAGUUGAGACAUUCAGAAAGCGAAAGCGCAGAAACCUCUGAGGACAGCGAGGACGAUGGGAAAAGUGAUGAAUUCAGUAUAUUCAGUCAGCUGGGGAAUGUUGCAACAGUUCUGCAUUCAUCACCCAUCUCGUCUCAAAUGCUGUUUUCGAGUGUUGUUCAACUUGAAGCUUUACAGAUGCCGUCUGCGCGGUUCUUACCGCCAAAGGGAACUUGGGCUCCAUCCACUUUUCCCAGACUAACACCGUCUCAGGUGCUCUGAGUAUCUCUACACCUGUCAGUGGACACAUGUCAGUUCGUGUUGUUAUGAUCUGCUUUACCUCCCUGUGUCUUACGUUAGCGAUUUCCGCAUGAUGAAGUUGCAUCUAUAAACUUUGUGAUAACAUGGUUGUUAUGUUCAUGGACGAGAAGUUAUCAGCUCAUGCAAAGCAGUAUAAAAAGCUCAAAAAGCAGAUGGCGCGUUCCCGAAGGACAGCUCAUGACUUGAGAGUCUCGAGAGAGCAAGAGAUAAAUAACCAAACGGCAGAUGCGUGGACACUCAUGAAUCUCAUUCCCGAUGUGUUAUGUCUUGAAAGUUCUAGUGUGAUACCAUGUAAUUCAUCGAAUUCUGCUGCGGUAUGUUCACUGAAAAAGCUAAGUGACGAGAAAGCUGAAGAAGCCCUCAAUGUUGGUCUUCGUGAGGAAAAGAUGAGAGGAUCGAAGGAAAAGGUAAGGAAUGCCAAGCAGAGAAGCCUUAAGUUUGCCACUGAGGCAAGAAAACGAUCCCGGCAAUUGUUUAGUGAGAAGGAAGUAAAGAUACCUAAGUCUGGAACUGCAGGAGACUGGACAUCAUCAAGUGAGGGAAGUCUAACGGGGAUAGAAGGAAGUUUAUCCACUCGGAAGGCGGUAUCCCCUAGACAAACGAAAGGCAAGCCUGAGAUGGACCGUGAUGUCAAAAACGGUAACUCUCAGAGAAAAGCGAAUACGCUAGUUGUUAAUUAUGACUUAAAAACUGCUGGAGAGUCUAGAUCUUCAAGUGGAGACAGUGACACAGAUGCAGACGAAAAUUCAGUGCGGUCCAAGAUUUCGAAAUCUGGACAGAGGGACAAGUUGCAACUUAUCGAGAAGGCACUGAGUAUUGGAAAUGGAGUUACGGGUAAAAGAGAGAAGUUAUUUGCCAGCGAUAAAACUCCUCAUGGUGCUGGAGACGCACUAACAUUAAAUAAGAGAAGUACAAAGCCCAACCAGGAAAAAGUUCUAGACUGUUUGGGGAAUAAGGAAUUCCAUAUGGUUGAAGAGAAACCUGGCACAAGGAGAAGGGUCAUAGGGCUGGAAGAGUCUUCUGCUGGCGAACAUGCUUCUGGAAGGAUCCGGAGAGCAUCACUGUCUAGGAAGAAAUCUGUAACGUCUGCAGGUGAGGCAGCAAAGAUCAACGAACUUGACUCUAGGACUAGAAAGCAAUCACGCGCAAUGAGUAAUGAGAGUACAGCGAAGGUCCGCCAGAGGAAUAAGAUACUUGCUCUGUAUAACUAUUCAGAAAAUGCUGGAGAGUCACAACAAUCGAUGAGAGGGUUUGAGAUAGGUGCCGAUGGAUCGGUCGGGAGCUCCAGCGUGGUGCAUUCUCCACUGGAAAAUUUACCUUUCCAAAAUGUCGUGGGAAUUGAGGGCUCAUUUGAAGGGGAACAGGAAGGAUCUGUUGAGAGACGUUUAGGUAGUCCUGAAGAAUCAACUUCGUCAGAUGGCAAUCUUGGAAUGAAUACAUCUGUAGGACCGCAGAGCUUGGGUGGAACCAGGGGCCGGGACAGAACAGACGUCCAGAGCAUACGAGUGAGGAAGAAAGAGAAGAGAAAGUAUGUGGUUCCUGAUAGUUUGGAAAGCUUCGAGGAAUCAGCAUCAACAAGUAGAAGUCCUAGAAGUUGUGCGAAGGUAUUGUCAUGUGACUCAGACCUGGGGAAGCCCCUCCAGAGUACAGCUGAGGAUACGAAUGAAAUUCCUGGAGAGCCAGCAAAUCAAUUUAAUACGGAUGUGAUAAUUCACAGCUCCGAAGUGGUACAAGUGUCAGAUGACAAGUUUGGGAGUGUGCCACAGGAUAAUCUUACAGAUACAAGAGAGUACUCAAUAGGAGAUGCUGGUGAUUCGGCCGAUGCUUCUGAAAGUAGAGAGUCAAAUUUAGACCUGGGGGGUUUGGAGAAUUUGGGUACAAGAAGUAAAGUUUCCACGUUUACUCAUGUAACACAAGUAAAGGACCUCCAGCCGAUUGUAGAAGGUAAGGGGGUGAUUGGCAGGAGAAGGGAGGAAGGAAGGAAAAGGAAGGAAGUAAAGGAAAAGGCACGUGUGAGUGAUAAUGGGUCUGAAAACGAGGAAGAAUCAAUAUCGUCAAAAGAGUUUUUGGACGAAUAUGAACACUCGCAAUCAGGAAACUUGAAGACUGUACGGUCCAUCGGGAAGGAGAAAGGUCAUUCUCCUACAAGAAUGUCAGUGAGAAGCAAACCAAGUCGACACCAAUUGAAGGGGUCAGUGUCCGAUGAUUUCGGUUCUGAAAGUGGCGCAGAAUUAUCAUCCAACGAACCUCUCGUGGGGUAUGGAGAUAGGUUGGCCCUAAGGUCUAAGAGGUCCAUUCCCACGCAAGGUUAUAGAAGGCAAAUCAGGAAGGAAAAUUCCGGCAGUGCUACACAACAAGCUCCAAUUGCCGAGAGAAGUGAAGCAGAUGCAUUCUCGGAGAGCUUGAUUGUUGUGCCGGUAACUGAGAGAGAAGUUAAUGAGUGUGUUGGGCAAACACGAGAAGACACGGUAAAACAUGGGGCGGACAAGGUGUCUAAAGCUAAUGAUGAUGGUAGUGAUGAAAGUUCCAGAGAACAAACAUCUUCAAGUGAGAGUGGCGAACUUAUAUCAAAUGCAGCGUACCCGAGCUCCGAUAUGCUGCGGCCCAACUCAAAGAUUGAGGUCCAAAAGGUCAACACGGUUCUAAGAAAAGAAAAGAGGAUUGAACAGCUUGAGGGACUAACUGAAGAUGCCUCAACUAACUUUGAAGUGGCUGAAGAUAUAAAAGCUGCGCCCCAUGCACUUCCAAGGUUGCAAAUUAAGCGCUCCCUUGAAAGGAAAACUCCGCAACUCAAGAAUUCCGUAAAGAGUAGGGAGGGGGUACUACUCGAAAAGAAUAAGAAGGGUACGGUGGCGAAUGUAUCUCGAAGAUCUGGAGAGUGGGAAUCAUCCAGUAUGCUCCUUGAGAUUCCUUCUGAAAUAGUUUCUGAAAAUUCUAGAAGUGAGCAGUCUUUACAGACGUUAAAGAGGGGAGUGAUUCCAGAAACUGCGGGUUACCAGAACUCCGAAUUGCUGCGUUCCACACAGGAGGAUAAAGCUGAAUCUUCCGUCACUUGGGAAAGAGAUACUCGCAGAAAAGAAGAGAAGACGGUAGUCCCAAACGAGCUCAAAAUCGUAGGAGGCUCGGAACUGGCUCGUGAGAGUAACAGUGAGGCCUUUGGAGAUUCUCAGGUAUUGCAAACCUUACAGGACAAGGAAAGUGUUAAAUUGGUCUUUGAUACAGAGAGCACGAGCACAAAAAAAAAGAAGGUUAAUGCCGUAGUUGAUCGAACUGAAUGUUCGGGUGACUCAGCGUCACUAGAUGAGACUGAGUGUUCUACCGAUGCAACAUCCGAGUCGUUCAAACUAGUGCAGUCCACUUUGGAUGAGGAUGCCCAUUCCUCUCAAAGACUUGCGGAGCAUGGUGUGAAAAUACAGCUCAGUAUGACAAAGAAGGAUGCUAUAAAUGAUGAACGUGUACGGGAUGAGAAACCGUUACUAUCAACUAGGACUCGGGAGUCUUACACCGAUGCAGCAUCCGAUACAGUUAAACUCGUGAAGUCCACUUUGGAUGAGGAUGUACAUUCCAUUGAAAGAAUUGCGGAGCAUGGUGUGAAAUUACAGUACAGUAUGACGAAGAACGAUGGUGUAAAUAAUGAACGUGUACGGGAUGGGAAACUGAUCAUGUCAACGGAGACUCCGCAGUCGUACACCGAUGCAACCUCCGAGAUCUUCAAACUCGAGCAGUCCCCUUUAGAUAAGGAUGCCCAUUCCUCUGAAAGAAAUGCGGAGCACUGUGGGAUAGAACAGCAAGGUAGAACGAAGAAGAACGCUACAAAAGACGAACAUGUACGGGAUGGGAAACUGACAGUAACAGAUGAGACUCUGGAGUCGUACACCGAUGAAACCUCCGUGACGUUCACACUCGUGCAGUCCGCUUUCGAUGAGGAUGCCCAUUCCACUGAAAGAAUUGCGGAGCACUGUGGGAUAGAACAGCAAGGUAGAACAAAGAAGGACGCUACAAAAGACGAACAUGUACGGGAUGGGAAACUGACAGAGGAGACUCUGGAGUCCGACAUCGAUGCCACAUCAGAGACGUUCAAAUUACUGCCGCCCCUUUUAGAUGAGGAUGUCCUUUCCAUCAAAAGAAGCGCGGAGCAUAGUGGGGUGAAACAGCACAGUCUUACGAAGAAGGAUGAAACAAAUGAUGAAGGUGUACGGGAUGGGAAACUGGCAGUUUCAGAUGACACUAUGGAGACGUACACCGAUACAACAUCCGGGACGUUCAAACUCGUGCAGACCUCUUUGGAUGAGGAUCCCCAUUCCAUCGAAAGAAAUGCAGAGCGUGUUCGGAAAAUACGGCAUAGUAAAACGAAGAAGGGCGCCAUAAAUGAUGAAGGUGUUCGUGAUGGGAAACUGGCAGUCUCAGAUGACAAUAUGGAGUCGUACACCGCUACAACAUUCGGGACGUUCAACCUUGAGCAGUCCUCUUUGGAUGACGAUGCGCAUUCCAUUGGGAAAAUUGCGGAGCAUGUCCGGAAAAUACGGCACAGUAUAUCGAAGAAGGGCGCCAUAAAUGAUGAAGGUGUUCGUGAUGGGAAAGUGGCAGUUUCAGAGGAGACUAAGGAGUCGUACACCGAUGCAACAUCCGAGCAUGGUGCAUCCGAGACGAUGAAACUCGUGCCAUCCCCUUUAGAUGAGGAUGCUCAUUCCAUCGAAAGGAAUGCGGACCAUGUUCGGAAAAUACGGCACAGUAAAACGAAGAAGGGCGCCAUAAAUGAUGAAGGUGUACGGGAUGGGAAACUGGCAGUUUCAGAGGAGACUAUGGAGACGUACACCGAUACAACAUCCGGGACGUUCAAACUUGAGCAGUCCUCUUUGGAUGAGGAUGCGCAUUCCAUUGAAAGAAAUGCGGAGCAUGUUCGGAAAAUACGGCACAGUAAAACGAAGAAGGGAACCAUAAAUGAUGAACGUGUACGGGAUGGGAAACUGGCAGUUUCAGAGGAGACUAUGGAGUCGUACACCGAUACAACAUCCGAGACGUUCAAACUUGAGCAGUCGCCUUUUGAUGAGGAUGCUCAUUCCAUGGGAAGAAAUGCUGAGCAUGGUGGGAAAAUACAGCACAGUAAAACGAAGAAGGACGCCACAAACGAUGAACGUGUACGGGAUGGGAAACUGGCAGUUUCAGAGGAGACUAUGGAGUCGUACACCGAUACAACAUCCGAGACGUUCAAACUAGUGCAGUCCCCUUUGGAUGAGGAUGCUCAUUCCAUGGGAAGAAAUGCGGAGCAUGGUGGGAAAAUACGGCACAGUAAAACGAAGAAGGGCGCCAUAAAGGAUGAACGUGUACGGGAUGGGAAACUGGCAGUAUCAGAUGACAAUAUGGAGUCGUACACCGCUACAACAUCCGGGACGUUCAAACUUGAGCAGUCUUCUUUGGAUGACGAUGCGCCUUCCAUAGGAAAAAAUGCGGAGCAUGUUCGGAAAAUAGAGCACAGUAAAACGACGAAGGGCGCCAUAAAUGAUGAAGGUGUUCGGGAUGGGAAACUGGUAGUUUCAGAAGAGACUAAGGAGUUGUACACCGAUACAACAUUCGAGCAUGGUGCAUCCGAGACGAUGAAACUCGUGCCAUCCGCUUUGGAUGAGGAUGCCCAUUCCAUCGAAAGGAAUGCAGAGCAUGGUGCGAACAUACAGCACAGUUCAACGAAGGAGGACGCUAUCAAUAAUGAACGUGUUCGUGAUGGGAAACUGGCAGUAUCAGAGGAGACUCUGGAGUCGUACACCGAUUCAAUAUCCGAGACGUUCAAACUCGUGCAGUCCCCUUCGGAUGAGGAUGCCCAUUUCAUCGAAAGAAAUGCAGAGCAUGGUGGUAUGAUACAGGACAGUAUACCGAAGAAGGACGCCACAAACGAUGAACGUGUACGGGAUGGGAAACUGGCAAUAUCAGAGGAGACUUCGCAGUCGUACACCGAUGCAACAUCCGAGACGUUCAAACUAGUGCAGUCCAGUUUAGAUGAGGAUGAUCAUUCCGUUGAGAGAGUUGCCGAGCAUGGUGGGAAGAUACGUCAUAGUAUGGGGAAGAAGGAUGAUAUAAACAAUAGACGUGUUCGUACUGGGAAACUGGCAGUUUCAGAGUCGACCAUGGAGUCGGACACCGAUGCAACAUCCGAGACUUUGAAACUCGUGCAUCCCCCUUUGGAUGGGGAUCCCCUUUCCAUCGCAAGAAAUGCAGAGCAUGGUGGUAUGAUGCAGCACAGUAUAACGAAGAAGGAUGAGACGAAUGAUGAACGUGUACGGGAUGGGAAACUGGCAGUUUCAGAUGACACUACGGAGACGUACACGGAUACAACAUCCGGGACGUUCAAACUUGAGCAGUCCUCUUUUGAUGAGGAUGCCCAUUCCAUUUUAAGAAAUGCGGAGCAUGUUCGGAAAAUAUGGCACAGUAAAACGAAGAAGGGCGCCAUAGAUGGUGAAGGUGUUCGUGAUGGGAAACUGGCAGUUUCAGAGGAGACUAUGGAGUCGUACACCGAUGCAACAUCCGAGACGUUCAAACUCGUGCAGUCGCCUUUUGAUGAGGAUGCUCAUUCCAUGGAAAGAAAUGCUGAGCAUGGUGGGAAAAUACGGCACAGUAAAACGAAGAAGGACGCCACAAACGAUAAACGUGUACGGGAUGGGAAACUGGCAGUUUCAGAGGAGACUAUGGAGUCGUACUCGGAUGCAACAUCCGAGACGUUAAAACUAGUGCAGUCCCCUUUGGAUGAGGAUGCGCGCUCCAUUGAAAGAAAUGCGGAGCAUGGUGGGAGAAUACGGCACAGUAAAACGAAGAAGGGCGCCAUAAAGGAUGAACGUGUACGGGAUGGGAAACUGGCAGUUUCAGAGGAGACUAUGGAGUCGUACUGGGAUGCAACAUCCGAGACGUUCAAACUAGUGCAGUCUCCUUUGGAAGAGGAUUCCCAUUCCAUCGAAAGGAAUGCAGAGCAUGAUGCGAACAUACAGCACAGUUCAACGAAGGAGGACGCAAUCAAUAAUGAACGUGUUCGUGAUGGGAAACUGGCAGUAUCAGAGGAGACUCUGGAGUCGUACACCGAUUCAACAUCCGGGACAAUCAAACUCGUGCAGUCCCCUUCGGAUGAGGAUGCCCAUUCCAUCGUAACAAAUGCAGAGCAUGGUGGUAUGAUACAGCACAUUAUAACGAAGACGGACGCCACAAACGAUGAAGGUGGACAAGAUGGGAAACUGGCAGUAUCAGAGGAAACUUCGGAGUCGUACACCGAUGCAAAAUCCGAGACGUUCAAUCUAGUGAAGUCCAGUUUAGAUGAGGAUGAUCAUUCCGUUGAGAGAAUUGCGGAGCAUGGUGGGAAGAUACGUCAUAGUAAGAGGAAGAAGGAUGCUAUAAAUAAUGAACGUUUUCGCAAUGGGAAACCGGCAGCAUCAGAGGAGACCAUGGCAGUAUCAGAGGAGACUUCGGAGUUGUACACCGAUGCAACAUCCGAGACUUUGAAACUCGUGCAUCCCCCUUUGGAUGGCGAUCCCCAUUCCAUUGACAGAACUGCGGAGCAUGGAGGGAAAGUACAGCACAGUAUAACGAAGAAGGAUGCUCUAAAUCAUGAACGUGUUCGUGAUGGGAAACUGACACUAGCAGAGGAGACUCUGCAGUCGUACACCGAUGCAACAUCCGAGACGUCCAAAAUAGUGCGGUCCCCUUUUGAUGAGGAUGCCCAUUCAAUGGAAAGAAAUGCUGAGUAUGGUGGGAAAAUACAGCACAGAAUGACGAAGAAAGAUGCUAUAACUCAUGAAUGUGUACGGGACGGGAAACAGAUAGUACCAGACGAAAUUCUGGAGUCUUACACCGAUGCAACAUCCGAGACGUUCAAACUAGUGCAGUCCAGUUUGGAUUUGGAUGCCCAAUCCAUUGAAAGAAUUGCGGAGCAUGAUGGGAAAGCACAGCACAGUAUGAUGAAGACGGAUUCCAUACGUGAUGAAAGUAAACUAGAUAGGAAACUCACACUAUCAGAGGAGCCUUUGAGGACAGCCGAAGCAACAUCACAGAGCUACAGUUUGCAGGCAGCGAAGAAAAAGGAAGGUGAAGCACGCGGCCCAGGUCCAAGUAAAAAGGGAAGGGUUGUAUAUAAGGAGAGGAAGACGGCUUCAAGCGACAACCCUUUGGAAGAGUUCGCGGUGUCCACAUCAUCUAGUAAGAAGUAUGCUGAUGGAUUAUCACGGAGCUCCAGAGCGAAGUCAUUACAGGAAGAUAAAGUUCAGCUUCCUGCAGAGGCUAUCGAGUUGAAACGGAACGACGGAAUGGAAGACGUGCUGAUAGAAAAAACCGAAACAGGGAAGACGGAUAUAAAAAUUGCCGAGGGAUCCAUAUCAUACAUCGAAGACUCGGAUACUUCUGCAGAUACAGCUUCAUCUAGCCGCAAGUUACACUCUCUAGAUGAAGGAAUCGAGGACAAUCCACUUCCUAUCGUAACUCCUGAGCAGAGAGGUAGAGUCAAAUUCCCAGAGGUGAGAACAGGUGUUGUCAACAAUGAUCUGAAAUCUUAUGAAAAGUCGAGAUCAUCCGAAGAGAGUUCCAAUUUUGAAACACCAGGGAGGAAAUUUUCAAAGGAAGUAUCAGUUCAAGUUGUAGAGAAAGCAUAUGAGCCAAUUGAUCGGUGCAUAGACGAAAGGAUUGAUGCAGGAGGUGUGUACGCUGGUGACCGUAUAUCCAAAUGGACCGAUUCUUCAUCACUAUCUUCGGAAGGCUCUGGAAACGAAAUGAGACGCAUUCUUCAAGUAGGUGAAUCUGCAACGGACGAAGGAGCUCAAGUGGUCGAGAAAGCUCCUCUUCCAAGGCAAAAAGCACAGAAGGAAACGACGAAACCAGCAGUCCAGGAAUUUGGCUUUUUAGAUGCUGAGAUUUCAGCAUCAUCGAGUCGAAGUCCUGAAUUUUAUAGGGAAGCACCACCAAAGAAUUUGAACGUACUGAAGAAGACUGAGGAGACAGAGACAUUUCCAAUAAAUGAUCAAACACAUAUCUUUCAAGGGACCCAGACACAGCCCUUUCAUGAAGAUUCCCAAAAUGUUACAGAGUUGAACACUUGGAUUGAAACUUUCAAGACGAACGUCAAUGAGACGUCAAAUGUUCCCGAGUUUGUACAGGGGAAGGAAAGGGUGGAAAUACUUGAUAAGCCACAGAGGUCACCUAGGCUGAGAGGAACGGUCAAGCAGAGUAAGAAGAAGCUUCACAACGCAAAUAAUAAAGCUGAAGCAGAUGGAGCGUCACCAUUCCCGAGGAAGAGUAUGAAGAGUUCUGCGUAUGUAAAAAAUCAGACACAGAAGAAUGUGGAGGCAAAUUAUAAAGAAGGCCAAGCUUUUAAGAGAGGUUCACCGUCUAGGGUUACACUAAAGCCGAAAUCCAUCGACAAACUUGCUGUACGCCUUAUUUCUGGAAUUCGUGAAGUUGCAUCAUCGAGUGAGCGUCCGAAAGCAUAUUCUGAAAAAGCAAAAAGCGCGGUCACAGACCUUCCAGUUAGAAAGCGAAGUGAUUUGCCAACACAGAAACGAAAGGAAACCGUUUUGGAUGAUGAGACUCGCUCUACUGAACCUUCGGCUUCAUCCACUGAAGGUUAUGAGACUGAUGCCGAUGAACCAUCCCGAGAGUCCACGGAGAGGGCGGAACAGCUGGAGAGGACCCGACAAUUAAGGCAAAGUGUAGUCCAGAAAGUACAAGAUACAAGGAGGGGAAUCAAACAGAAAAUGCUCAGGACGUCUGAGGGUUUUUAUCCAAAUAUCCAAGAAGUCACGACCUUGAGUGAGAGUAGUAACGUUGUCACAUCGUUUGAUUAUGACAAAUUCGUAACAUCUAGGCUAGAAAAGGAAGGUGAAGUCUCCGGGGAAGCUCUACAUCCCGAAAAUUACCAUCGGUUCGAGGAAGGAAAAUAUCCUGCUUUUGUUGGUGGUCUCGACUCCGAUACAGAAACCAUCUACUUUAGCGAGGAAAGUGAGAAUGAUGUAGAUGCAACAAGAGACAGUCCAGAAGGAUUCACAUAUAGAAAUUUAAGUACAGAAUCUUUAUACUAUAGUGAUGGAAGAGACAGCUCAGAGGAGAUGACAAAGGAUAUUGUAAGCACAGAGACCUUACACUUAAGUGUGGGAAGUGAGAGUGAAGAAGAAGCAACAAGAGACAGCUCAGAGGAAUUGAGAAAGAGACCCAAAAUUUCAGAAGCCAUAUACUAUAGUGAGGCGAUUGAAAAUGAAGAAGGCAAAACGAGAGGCAGUGCAGAGAAGUCCAAAAAUAGUGGAAAACGGACAAGUCAAACUGUUUAUCAAAGUGGCAAACGUUUGACUUCUUCUAGUAACGGCAGCGAAACUGAUGCUGUCCCAGCGUCCCGUGAUGUCAAGUUUUCCCAGUCUGGACAGGAGAGUGAGAGCGAAUUUCAAAGAAGAGCUCUUGAGCUAGAAAAGUGUUCUCCUUAUGAAGGAAAAGGUCCUGCUCUUGUUGAUGGUGGGGUUGUAGAUGCGAAUUCCAUGUUCUAUUCUGAGGACAGCGAGCGUGAAGUAGAUCCGUCAGGUGGCUCACAGAUCCUGACAUCCUUCAGAGAUAAACAUGAAGAUAUUGUUGAUAAGACUUCUGGACCUCUAAUUGACGAUAAAAAAAGGCAUUAUACUUCAACUUCCAGAGAUGAUUCUGCUUGUGCAGAAACAAUAUCAUCGAGUGAUUUUUAUCAAGAUGCAUCAACUUCCAUGGUAAAGAUUCGGAAAAAGAAGUUCUCUGAUGCUGUAGGUAAAAUCGGAAUAGAUAAGACUCUCAGUAAAAUUGAGACUCGGGUGGCUUUAGGAUCACAAAGGAUCCAAAUGGUGGAGAGUGCAGAAUUGGAUCGUAGAGAGAGACCUGAACAGACUCGAGGUAGGAGGAAAGUCCGCAAACUAGAAACGAGGAGUAGUGCUGAUGCUGAAGGUUCGGAAAGGACUGAAAGCUCCACAUCUUAUACUGGACGCAGAGAGUUCAGAGCAGAUGCACCGUUACAGGUCUCUAAGGUGCCAAAGAAUAGACAGGAAAAGCGUUCUACGUCUUCGCAGAAUGUGGAGAAAAAUCAACGUACAUUGUUUGCCAAGUCUAGUGAAGUUGGAACAGUUAUCGCCUUUGAUGGUAUCAAGCUGGAGGCAGAACAUGGGUUAUCUGAGGUCAGUGCCAGUGAGGGUCUUAAAACACUUCAAAGAACCACAGGAUACAAGGCGAGAGAUCGAAAUGAUAAGGCAAAGGCUGCAGUCAACUCUGGCAAAUUCAACAGUUUUGAUAAAGUCAACGACUUACGGGAGGAUGAUGUUUUUGAUCAAGAUGGAACACCGGUUGUCACAGAACUUAGGCAGGAAGAGAAGUUUUCACGAGAGGUGGAGAAGUUCCCGGAGACUAAAUACAAUCUUAGGAGGAAAAAUCAAGUGACGAGUAGUGGACGAAGACCUCGGGGUUUCGAUUUUUCCGGUGGCAAAAUAAAAAGUGAAGAUGCCUUCAAGCAGAUGACUACCGGUGGCAAGGAUAAAGGAAUAGCUUUCGAUCAUGCUAAUGCACGUGUGCAACUCGAAGAAGGAAGAACAUCCCUUUCCGACUUCUACCGCGGAAGUUCUGAAGUAUCGAUGGUAGAUGCAUCGUCAAAUAGGUCUGAGGUGUCACUUGAAGAUGAACAAAUCCAAUCUAUUGACCCUCCUCCUUCUGGAUAUGACGAGGUUAGCGUCACACUAGAGUCUAAAGUGCCAAAAUCUAGACAGAUAAAUGACCUUAGUUCGCGAAGCAAACCGUCUUGGCCUCCGCUGGAGAUAGCUGGUGGUAUUUCUGGAGAAAUAACAAAGCCUUCCAACGUGAUGAGGUCAAAUUUGGACCUGGAUUCCUCUUCACAGGGCGAUCCUCAUGGGAAGAAAAAAGUUCAGAUGUUCAAUUUGGCUUCAGGUGUUAAUGUAUUUGAUGAAGGACGUGUCCAUUCGGUUGUGAAAUCUGUCGAGUCGGAGUCUGUAUUGGCCUCAUCAAGUAAGGAUAAAAAGCCCAUUGCACAUGCAGCACCUCAGGUUUCCUCUUUUGGGAGGCACAGACGACAGAUAAGAUCGACUGCUGAUAUUUCACUUAUAGCAGCAAAGUCCAUUUCAUCGAGUGAAGACGUUGAUGCUGAUGAUGAUUUAGCGUCACAGAGGUCCAAGCUGGUGAUUUUGAAGAAAGAGAAGAAAUCUCCUCAUAUCGAGAGGGCCCUAAAAACCAAAGUGACCAACUUGAAUACUGGAGGAAAAUUAUUGAAACUUGAUAGGUCAGAAAGAAAUUACACUUCAUCUAGUGUGACUCACUUCAUCAGGGCAGGUGCCACCUCCCAAGUAGAUGUCGGGGAGUCCAGACAGCAUAAAGAAGAGAUCACAACAACAGUGGAGGAAUUAUAUGAUAAAGAAACACCGGACAUCAGUGCGGGACUGCCUCGAAGGGAUUCAACUUCAAGAGAGAAAAAUUCUGGAGAGAUCGUUCAGGAAAUUGAUAUGCUGGUCUCUGUAGGAACUCCUGAAGGGAAGAUGCUGAAAAGUCAACUCCUCGCUGGGGGUCUAGAAGUUGCUUCUGUCCCAGAGUGGGCUACAGACGAUAGAUUUGAUGCAUCAAGACCCGAGCUCCGAGUGAGCAAUCCUGAAGAAAUCGAAUCUCUCGGCAGAAAUAUUUCGAAAGUUGCAAAAUUUGCCUUCGCUGAACUUUCAACAUCAGGAGUUCAACGUGGUCUCACAGGCGUGGGAUCUUCCCCUCUAGAUUUGUCCGCUCCCAGCAUGACAAGUUUUAUUGUUGGUCAAACUAGGGAAGAUGUACUAACGUCUAAGUUGAAGGAGCUUCCUUCUAAGAGGGGUCUGGAAAAAAACGUGGAGUCAGUUGCAGCUAAACUAAGAGAUAGAUCAAGAACAAGCGGAAACACGGAAAGCAAAAUUCAACGGAGUGUGGAGACAUCUAAAACGAAUGAUAUGGAUGUUGGACCUGCCGAACAGUUUGCUGAAUAUGGCACAUCAGUUAGAACAGAAUCAAAAGAUGGAACACAUUCGACUAGUCAAGGAUCGAGCGCGAAAUCUCAGAAUCUGAAGCAAGUAGCUGGAAGCAGUCGUGGAGGAAUUUAUUCUCGCGACUCUGCGAAACACGAGAAAGAUCUCAAUGAGCAUCACACUUCACAAAGACAGAGGGAAAGUCGAACACAGAGGAAUGCUAAAGCUGCAACACACUCUGGACGAGAUGCCCAAUAUAGAACUUCUACAAUCAAAGGGGAUUCUUCGGGAGGUUUUAUUCCACCCAACACAAUAUCUAAGUUGCCAAGGAAUUUGGACAGUAAAUCCUACAGGGAUCUAUGUUUACCCUCCCAUUCAGAUUUAGGACCGAAAGUACCACUUGUUAGCCUGGAGAAGUCCAGGGAUGUUAUGCAAAGCUCUAGUUCUUCUCAUAGAUUGCGGCAAAACUUGGACGUUGCACGCGAUGUGUUUCAGGGUUCUACGCCUGGUAGACUUUCAGCCACGGGCUUUGACCCCCAUGAAGCAAAAGCAUCAGGAAAAGGUGAGGUACUUAGUACAGGAACGGUGGUGAAUGACUCAGAACUAGCCUCCGAAACCGCGGGCCGUAUCUCAUCGACUACAGAUCUUGGGGCUUUUGAUGCGGAGAUUCCUGGAGAUCCUUCAUCCAGCUCAACUCCGAAGUCUUCUAGUGCAGAGACUUCAUGGCUCUCUAGUAUCCGGACGGUCGCGAAGACAUUUCUAGAUAUGGACUUUGGGACUUCGAGUGUAGGUGCUUCAGUGGGAGUGGCACCUUCAGCCAACAUGGUUGAUAUUGUAGAGAAACCACGAGCAUCAGCUACAUUAAAUUACUCAAUUGAAGAAUCUUCUAUGUCAAAAGGGAAAGUAGACACUGUCAAGGAAAUGCAAGCGAGCCCAACUCCAUUCGAUGAACUCGAACCACGGCAUCUGUUCCCUGAGGAACAUAGAAUCGUUUCAAAUCACCCUACUUUAGAUUCUGGUGUCAAGAAAGAGGAAGGUUUGUUAAAAAGGGAUCAGGGUAUUGUUGGAGCGGUUGAGUCAAUGCCGGACAUGGAAACCACUGCCGGAGAAAUAACUUCCAGUCCAAAAGUUGCCUUUUCUAUUGCCAAAUUCCCGGAUCCUCUAAGAGAGAAGAAAACAUCAAAUAUCUUCAAUAGCCUCAUGAUAGACCAAGCGUCUUCCAGUGUAAAGAGCGGUAAAGCGGGAUUGGUGAUGCCUUGGAGCUCAGAAGUGCAGACUGAUGUAGCCGGGACUGAGUUUCGUUCUGUUGAGUUUCCUCCUCUAGGUUAUAGUUCUCUACUAGAAGGAAGUAAGGCAUCAACUGGAGGUACAGCAACAAGUUGGAACACAAAAAUCAAACCUGGAGAAAAGGCAUCUAAGAAUCCACAGGAGGCUGUCUCGCUUGGAUCUACAACCUCGAACCUCAAAGACAAGAGGUUCCAUGAAGGUGUGCCACUAUCAAGUUCAAGUCUGCAUUAUGCGGUUGCGGGAAGCUGUUCUGGAACGGGAACAGAACAAACUUCAGGUGCUAAAGCUGGUAAAAGGAAAGUGACGCCUUUGACUUUAGGAUUAGAGACAGCCGGAGGAGUCAUGACAGUUAUUAUACCCAGAAAUACACCGGUGCCCACAACAAAGAGGCAACUCGCGGAGCUGGAUGAGAUUGACUUGAAGAGGCUUGAGCUUCAAAACAUCUGCAACCCCAUCCUUGAAAGUCUGUCCCAAGGAACGAGCUCUUCAAGUCUCGCUCUUGGUGCAGCCAAACGAGUGACUCCAUCAAAUCUGCACUUUGCUGCGGCUGAAGGGGUGUUACCCGUCCCUGUGGAGAUUUCCCAACGACGUACGGCACCGGGUAUUUACAAGGGGAAUGCAUCCCAGAACUCUGGAGUACUGGAAGCUAUACAGGGAAAGAAAACUCAGUCUGUUGGAAUCAGCCUUGGUCAGGGGGUGAACGGCCUACGCAAAAAGACGCCGACCAGGGAUAGCGUUGAUGACCAUAACCGUUUGGGAGAAACCGCAUUAUCAAGGAAAGCUCCCAAGGCUUAUGCGGGAACAACAUCUUGGAGGUCCAGGUUUGUGCAGUCAGGACAGAAGAGUAAAGCUCCAAUUCCAGAGAAGGGUCCUACUUUCAAGAGUAAAGCUCGACGAAAAGAUACGCGGAAUUUCGGUAAUGUUUUUAGAAGUGCAGAAAAUUCCAGUUCAUCCUUUGAGGUUUUUGAGACUCGUGCAGAUACAGUUCUACACCGCUCCAAGUCACCGCAGACGGCUGAACUCGACACGCUUUCACUCGGCAUUCUACCUCCAGAGAGUAAAGUCCUACUCCAAGAGGAAACUCGAAUCCAAGUAUCUGAAGAAGCUCAUGGCAAUAUUCGGACUGUACGACACAGAGGUAACAAGAGCUCUGAGGAUCAUGGUUGUUACAGUCUUGGGAACUCAACUUUUCUGGAGAAUCCUGUCGCAUCUGCAUCCAAGACCUUCAAAGAACCGGAGUCGAAAAUGGAAAGAAAUGUUGUGGUUGUGGAACUAGAGCCUGUUCUUGGUUCAAGUAGUAGGGUUGAGCGCAGAAGGAAGAAGAAACUUGCAGGUGACUCGUCGCGAACGGCUAAGAAACCAAGAUCAUUACUCGAAAGUCAUGAAACUCUCGGGGAUGAUACACCACGGAGCUUUCAUGUACCGCAGUCUGCCCAAGUAAAGUGUUCUCCUCUUCGCAGACUUACUUCUGAGCGAAGGGGUAGAAUAUUGCGCAAAGACAUUAACGAAGCACAUAAAACGUCCGAAAAGGCAAGCCCGAGCAGAGAGACACAUGUAAGUGCCCCAGAUACUACUAUCGAAAGAUCUCAAGAGGUUCAAUCUGUCCACGGAACGAUAACCCAAAUUCCUGAGGAAACUCGUGUUCCUGUUGGAGGAGCACGGGUUGAGGACAAUGCGGGUCCUGUCGAUUAUUUUUCUGAAAAUCCUGGAAAGUUAGCAUCUUUAGAACAUUUUCCAGAAGUCACAGUCCAGGAUUCAAAACUGGUGGAGUCCGGAAUGAAGAGCAAUGUCGAAUUCGCUGUGAAAGAGCCUGUUGCCAGAUCACAAAGAAGGAUCGAACACCUGAGUGUGAAGAAAACUUUUGGUAAUGGUGAUCUCAAAGGGGCUGAGAGUUCAUCAUUAUUUGUUGAUAGUGAUAAGCGGUUCAUGUUUGAAACGAUACGGAGCUCUCAAUUUAUCAAGUCUUUUAAGGACAAAGCAUUUUCAGGUCUCUAUAAAUCAUCCCAGCAAAGAAAAGGGUCUCCAUUCUUGAGAAUGAAGCCAGGAUCUGUGGAUCCUCGUGAAUCUAAAGGGGCUGGGAGUUCACCUACAGUUCUUGCGAGCCACGAGAUUUCUCAAAGCAAAGGGGUACAUGAGAGUCUCGAGAGGAGCCAAGGGUCGAUGUUAUCCAGUAUUGGUGCUCAAAUCCGUCUCCGAGGUGUUGAGGAAUCGGAUUCGGGCCAUGAAGCUGCUCGUGCGUCGGGCUCUGAGAAUAGAAUCGAGGAGGUUUUGAAGAUUAAGACUUCUACGGGAGAAGUGCCAGUCUCAUGUUUAGAUCCAGAUCUAGAAAUUAAAGCACCUCACUGUAGUAGAGAGGGUGGUGAUACUCAUCUUCAACUUGAGGAGCCAGUGGGUUCGAGCUCUGAAAUUGCUGCAGAAGUUUCUUCGGGCACCAAGGAUACAACAGACGAAGGUCCUGGGUACAGUACUCCUUCCGGGGGAGUAGCGCUGUCACGUUCAGAGCUUGACACAGAAGCUCAAGAAACUUUUGAUGAUGUGCGACCCGGAAUGCUGUCCGGACUAGUCGAGGGUGUUCAGACCCGUCGAUUACGAAAAGUUACACCGUUGACUCUAGGUUUGGAAACUGCUGGAGGUGUUAUGACAGUAAUCAUUCCCAGAAAUACUUCGGUACCGGUUCGGAAAAGGCAAGUCGUUUCCACUCACAUUGAUGACCAGACAGAAGUUCUCGUUGACAUCUAUGAAGGUGAACGUCUUUGGGUCAAGGACAACAAUUUGCUAGGAAGAUUCGAGUUGAAAGGUAUAGCCCCUGCGCCUCGAGGCGUGCCACAAAUAACGGUCUUGUUUGACAUUGACGCGGAGGGAGUCAUGAACGUUUUUGUUGAGGGUGAUACGACCAUCGGAGGAAGAAAAAUGAAGGGGCUUGCCGUUACUAAUGUUAGUGUGAGGCCAGACAGACAGAAGAUUCGUGAGAUGAUUGGGGACUCAGAGAAGCACAAGGCGGAGGAUGAACACAACAGGAAAAGCAUCGCACUUAAAGAUAGCCUGGAAAACUAUGUCUACACCUUGCGAAGCAUUUUAAAAGACGAAAGCAUUGCCAGGCUCUUGGACCCAAGGAGCAAGAUAGAUAUGAUUGCAGGCGUGCAGAGUGCAUUAGAAUGGUUAAUGGUUUGUAAUUGGUUGCUGUACAAUCAUAGGCAGAUACCCGAUUUUCGUGAGGUGGAUGCGAAGAGAAGAGAGCUGCAGAGCAUAUGUAAGCCUGUCGAGAGGAUUCUUCGAGGCCAAGGAAAUUUUAGACGAAGUUAAAGCCCGCUCUCUCUGAGUUGUAACCGAAACUACUGACUUUGAUUCUUCUGCCUCUCAUUUGUAUCAUAAAUUACGAAAAAUGCCACCAUGAUAAAAUUACGCAGCCAAAACAGU